Messenger RNA from Cyprinodon variegatus (sheepshead minnow), 1044 nucleotides. RefSeq names its product L-3-hydroxyproline dehydratase (trans-) (gene l3hypdh). NCBI's taxonomy places the organism in Eukaryota, Metazoa, Chordata, Actinopteri, Cyprinodontiformes, Cyprinodontidae. Bases 85 to 1044 code for a protein of 319 amino acids. Gene Ontology annotation, molecular function: hydro-lyase activity. The transcript is spliced from 6 exons. The record is from RefSeq and is a predicted model, not a curated record.
CUCAUUUGGUCCUCCAGACCAACAGGUGGCGCCAAAUUUCAACUUUUUUCUCGUCGACUCCGAUCCGCUGAUUUCAGAUGUGAGAUGGAGCUGCAGCUUCCUCCACAUCAGGGAGUGGAGCUCUCUGUGGUCGACAUGCACACAGGAGGAGAACCUCUCCGUAUCAUUGUGGCCGGCUACCCAGAAGUCAGGGGAGACAGUGUGCUCUCGAAGCGUAGGUAUGUCUUGGAGCACCUUGACCAGCUCAGGAAGGUGCUGAUGUACGAGCCCCGGGGUCAUUAUGACAUGUACGGAGCUCUGAUUGUGGACAGUGAGCUGCCCGAGGCAGACCUGGGUGUGCUGUUCAUGCAUAACGAGGGCUACAGCACGAUGUGCGGGCACGCCGUCAUCGCCCUGGGCCGCUUUGCCGUGGACUAUAAGCUGGUGAAGGAGCCUCAGUCCCCAGAGACGCAGGUGAACAUCCACUGCCCCUGUGGGCUGGUGAAGGCUUUUGUGGAGUACUCUGCAGGUAAAACGGGAGCAGUGAGGUUUCUGAGUGUGCCAGCAUUUGCCUUCGCUACAGAUGUGAUGGUGAAGGUGGAGGGGUUUGGUGAGGUGAUGGUGGACAUCAGCUAUGGGGGAGCUUUUUACGCCUUUGUUGAGGCGCAGAGGUUUGGACUGGAUGUGAAGCAGUCCAGGACUCGGGAUCUUGUAGACGCAGCGACGGCGGUUACAAGAGCUGUUAAAUCCCAGGUGAAGCUGCACCAUCCAAUCAGUGACAAUCUGGCUUUCCUUUAUGGGACCAUCCUCACAGAUGGACUUGAUAAAUUCUCCCUUGAGCCCACUGCUAACAUCUGUGUGUUCGCCGAAGCUCAGGUGGACCGGAGCCCCACCGGCUCAGGUGUUACAGCUCGAGUGGCUCUUCAAUAUCACAAAGGUCUCAUCCAGCUGAACCAGACCAGGACGUUUCAGAGCGGAGCCACCGGAUCACAGUUUACAGGAAAAGCUGUUGAGGAGACCAGCUGUGGAGACUUCAGGGCAGUUGUGGUGGAAGUCGCUGGCUGA